AUGCGAGUCUCUGAUUUGAAAAUCUUCGAUGAGGACCCAAAAGAACCACUCAAAAAUUUCAUCGAUGGGGAAUUUGUUUCAGCUAGAGAAACAAUGGAUUCAAUCGACCCAUCGACAGGAAAAGUUUGGGUGAAAAUCCCGCGAUCAAAAGAUGAAGACGUGAAUUUGGCUGUAAAAGCUGCAAAGGCUGCUUUUCCAAGCUGGUCUUCCUCAACAGUUCAAUAUCGCUCUUCAUUGUUGAUGAAAGUUGCAGAAAUUGUGGAAAAAAAUCUCGAGAAAAUAGCGAUCUUAGAGUCAAGAGAUCAAGGGAAACCGAUUAAUUUGGCAAAACGAAUUGAUCUCCCGCGUUGUGUGCACAAUUUUCGUUUCUUCGCCACAGCGAUUCUUCAUCACACAGCACCCUCCUCUCAUCAAGAUGUCCCAAUCCGAGCACUCAACUAUGUCAAACACGAUCCGAUUGGAGUAGCUGGCCUGAUUAGUCCAUGGAAUUUACCUCUGUAUUUGUUAUCUUUCAAAUUGGCUCCUGCAUUGGCCACUGGGAAUACAGUGGUUUUCAAGCCGAGUGAGCUGACGAGUGUCACCGCUUGGGUGUUGAUGCACGCUUUUGAUGAAGCUGGAUUUCCACCGGGAGUCGUGAAUAUGGUGAUUGGAACAGGUGCCGAGGCUGGAGAACCUCUCGUCAUUCACCCCGACGUACCGCUUGUUUCGUUUACUGGAAGUACAAUAGUUGGGAAAAGAAUAGGAGCCCUUUGCGCGGCACAGAAUAAAAAGGUGAGUCUCGAGAUGGGUGGGAAAAACGCUUGCAUCGUUUACCCAAGUACCGAUUUAGAGAAAGCUGUUCCAAUGAUUACAACCUCCUCGUUCAUAAAUCAAGGAGAGAUUUGUCUGUGCUCGAGUCGAGUGUACGUUCAUGAGACAAUUUUCGACAACUUUUUAGAGAAAUAUGUAGCCAAUGCAAAGAAGUUUACUGUCGGAGAUCCACGAGGCGAUUUCACAUUGGGCGCAAUCAAUUCAGAGCUUCAUUAUAACAAAGUAAUGAGCUAUAUUGAUUUGGCUGUGAAAGAAGGUGGAACGAUUCAUUGUGGAGGGAAAGUGAAUGUUGAUGGUGAUUGUCAUGAUGGUUAUUUCAUCGCGCCGACGAUCAUCACCGGUUUAGAUGAGAAGAGUAAAUGUGUUCAAGAUGAGAUUUUUGGGCCUGUCGUUUGUGUGAUGUCGUUUAAAACAAAAGAGGAAGUGAUUGAUCGAGCAAACGCCACUCCGUACGGUCUCUCGGCUUGUGUCUUCUCAGCGCUCAGCGAUGAACUCCACAACACGGCUAGUCAGCUGAGAGUAGGCACUGUUUGGUGCAAUACCUGGCUUACCCGUGACCUAAACAUGCCUUUUGGUGGCACAAAGCAAUCGGGAAUGGGCCGCGAAGGAGCGACUGAUUCUUUUCAUUUCUUUACGGAACAAAAAACGAUUUGUAUCGCGCUUCAA
This is a messenger RNA of Mesorhabditis belari, 1476 nucleotides long. Lineage: Eukaryota; Metazoa; Nematoda; Chromadorea; Rhabditida; Rhabditidae. The record is from the annotation of a GenBank genome assembly.